GAAACUCCACUUUUGGUGUACUAAAAAGUAAAGCAAAUGAUUAAGAACUCAAACUUCAAAUCCACUUGUUCUGCCAUACCUCUUCCUUCUAUCUUGAUCUUUCUAAUUGUCACCUUGAUCAAACUUCAAACCAGUUUAUGUACCGGUCAUUUAUCCUACUCAAACUGCAGCCAAACUUUCAAAUGUGGAAGCAUAGAAAAUGUGAGCUACACUUUCUGGGGAGUGAAUAAAGCGGAUUACUGUUGUCAACCAGGGUUUGAGCUGGGUUGCCAAAAUGAUGUACCAAAGAUCAAGAUGCUGAACAACACGUUCAGAGUUCUCGGUAUCAACACAGAACAGCAGAUUCUUAAGGUUUCCAGAGAUGAUUAUUGGGACGAUGUUUGUCCCACGAAAUUCAUCAAUACCACCAUCGAUUUCAAGCACUUUAGUUAUGUUUCAAGCGGGCUUAGAAACCUCACCAUAUUCUACAAUUGCACCUUAGAUUCAAACUCUUAUUAUUAUUCUUCUUCUCUACCUCUAUAUAAUUGUACCAAAAAUAAUAAUACCACCGCCAAUUGGCUGUCCCUGUAUUGUACCUUUACCAGCUCAAAUGAUCCCUUGCUAGAAGAAUACACCAGCAAUGUCCAAAUUCCAAUCAACGAAACAGCUGCCUAGAUUCUGUAUCAAUAUCCAUGGAUGGUCAAUGUUACUCUGAACGCAGUUUUCGACCUGCGGUGGGAAAUAGGUAGUGAUCAAUGCAACAAAUGCUUGAAUUCUGG
Molecule: messenger RNA, 758 nt
Organism: Rubroshorea leprosula
Lineage: Eukaryota; Viridiplantae; Streptophyta; Magnoliopsida; Malvales; Dipterocarpaceae
Source: the annotation of a GenBank genome assembly